ACAACCGAGGGCAGUCGUGCGCCGGCCGCUGUCACGGUAGGAUGUAUUUGUUUAUGUUGACGCGACAAUGAUCCUCGAGUAUCCUUAGAGGUUAUGUUUACGCGUGCGUCGCGAUAAGACGAGGACCAUUUGGAUUGCGUCUUAUAAAUUACUUCUCUUUCAUCUUUUAAAAGCAACUUCAUCUUCAUUUCUUCAACUUUACGAAGAGGAUCAAGGAAAUUCAACUGGCAAGGUUCUUCGCUAAAUCAAUUUAAGGAUCGAAGAAAGAUAGAGAAAUCAUUCUAAGUAAAUGCAAGAAUCGGAGAAAUUCCGUUGCCGUUGGGCAUAGACGCGUGUGAUAAGGGCCACCGAGGGGCCGCGACGCUGGGUUUUCGAGAUGAGCUAUGAAUCUGGGCUAUCUGCUAGCCUCCGCUUUCAUCCUUCAGCUGCUUCGGCUGCCGUUUCUCGUCGAAACCUUACCCUCUGUCGUGAAAAUCGGAGCUAUUUUCACUCAUGACCAAAAGGAUAGCAGUACGGAGUUGGCUUUCAAGUACGCCGUGUACAAGAUCAACAAGGACAAAAUUAUUUUACCAAAAACAACGUUGGAGUACGAUAUUCAAUACGUGCCCAAAGAUGAUUCUUUCCACGCGUCGAAAAAGGCGUGCCAUCAGGUCAAGCACGGCGUUCAGGCAGUGUUCGGACCUUCGGACCCGAUACUUGGUCAACAUAUACACAGUAUCUGCGACGCACUCGACAUUCCGCAUCUCGAGGCCAGGCUGGACCUGGACGCAGAAGCGAAAGAAUUCAGUAUCAAUUUACAUCCCGCACAAAGUUUGCUCAACGGCGCUUAUCAGGACGUUAUGGAAUUUCUCAAUUGGACCAAGGUGGGAAUCAUUUACGAGGAGGAUUACGGAUUGGUGAAAUUACGGGAACUCGUGAGAUCACCAAAAUCUUGCGAGAUGGAGGUUCAUCUCAGACAGGCCGAUCCCGACUCAUACAGGCAAGUCUUGUCCGAGAUGAAAAGCAAGGAAAUUCGAAAUCUCAUCGUAGAUACGAGACCGGAUCACAUGCAUCACUUUUUACGAACGAUAUUGCAGCUGCAGAUGAACGACUACAAAUAUCACUACCUCUUCACGACUUUCGAUAUCGAGACUUUCGAUCUCGAGGAUUUCAAGUACAAUUUCGUCAAUAUCACUGCCUUCCGUUUGGUCGACGCCGAUGACGUGGGGGUGCGAGGCAUCCUCAGGGAUAUGGAACGGUAUCAGCCAGCCGGAAAUACGAUUCUGAAUAAGUCAAAAGUUAUUCAGGCAGAGCCAGCUUUAAUGUACGACAGUGUGCAGGUCUUCGCAGUGGGUUUAAGGACUCUCGAGCAAUCGCACGCCUUGAGGCCUGCCAAUAUAUCCUGUGAGCUUGAGCAUCCCUGGGAUGGUGGAUUGUCCCUUAUUAAUUACAUCAAUUCCGUGGAGAUGAAAGGAAUUUCAGGUCCUAUAGAAUUUAAAGAAGGACGGAGAAUUCAAUUUAAAUUGGACUUACUAAAGUUAAAGCAGCAUUCGUUGGUUAAGGUAGGAGAAUGGCGUCCCGGUGUUGGCGUUAACGUCACAGAUACUGCGGCAUUUUAUGAGGCUAGUUCGGCCAAUGUAACACUGAUAGUGAUCACCAUAUUGGAAACACCAUAUGUGAUGAUGCACUACGAAAAAAACUACACCGGGAAUUCGCGGUUUUAUGGUUUUUGCGUGGACCUGCUCGAGGCGGUGGCAAGGGAAGUCGGCUUCUCAUAUCGACUGGAUUUGGUACCUGACAGGAAGUACGGUGCAAGAGAUCCCGAAACAGGCGAAUGGAACGGCAUCGUCAGAGAACUCAUGCGACAUGAGCAGCCGUACGUAAUGCUGAGGAACAGAGGGAAUUUCAGUGGAAACGAGCGUUACGAGGGCUUCUGCAUCGACCUGCUGAAGGAGAUAGCACACAUGGUAGGCUUCACCUACAGGAUCGAGCUCGUGCCGGAUGGCAAAUACGGCGUUUACGAUUACGAGACCGGCGAAUGGAACGGAAUAGUACGCCAGCUGAUGGACAAGAAAGCCGAUCUGGCAGUGGGUUCGAUGACGAUUAAUUACGCUCGAGAGAGUGUCAUAGACUUUACGAAACCCUUCAUGAAUCUCGGAAUCUCCAUUCUUUUUAAGGCUCGACAGGUGCCAACCAGCCAUCCUGCGCGAUUAUUCUCAUUUAUGAAUCCAUUGGCGAUCGAGAUUUGGCUAUACGUCCUGGCAGCUUACGUCUUAGUAUCGGUGACGAUGUUCGUCGUUGCAAGAUUCAGUCCGUACGAGUGGAAUCAUCCUUAUCCUUGUCACGUCGGUCCAGAAGUCAUCGAAAAUCAAUUUUCUCUAUCGAACAGUUUUUGGUUCACCAUUGGAACACUUAUGCAACAAGGGAGCGAUUUAAAUCCAAAGGCCACCAGCACACGAAUAGUAGGCGGGAUUUGGUGGUUCUUCACAUUGAUAAUAAUAUCUUCUUACACCGCAAAUUUGGCGGCAUUUUUAACUGUCGAAAGGAUGAUAACACCGAUUGAAAAUGCUGAAGAUCUAGCUAGUCAGACUGACAUUUCUUAUGGUACUCUCGAUAGUGGAAGCACGAUGACCUUUUUUAGGGAUUCGAUGAUCGAGACAUAUAAAAAGAUGUGGCGUUUCAUGGAGAAUCGAAAACCCUCUGUAUUCGUGCCGACAUACGAGGAAGGAAUUCAACGAGUACUUCAAGGAGAUUAUGCCUUCUUGAUGGAGUCAACGAUGCUGGAUUACAUCGUACAAAGGGACUGCAAUCUCACGCAAAUCGGUGGUCUUCUAGACAGCAAGGGCUACGGAAUAGCUACACCGAUGGGAUCUCCUUGGCGGGACAAAAUAUCUCUGGCGAUUUUGGAACUUCAAGAAAAGGGUGAAAUUCAAAUGUUGUAUGAUAAAUGGUGGAAAAGUCCAGGCGACACCUGCAUGAGAACCGAAAAAGGAAAAGAGAGUAAAGCCAACGCUUUGGGGGUUGACAAUAUAGGUGGUGUUUUUGUCGUUUUACUCUGUGGAUUGGCCUUUGCCGUACUGAUAGCCAUCUUCGAAUUCUGUUACAACUCAAGAAGAAACGCACCAGCCGAACGAAGAGGACCGAUAGCUAUGCCUACCUGCUCGGGGUCUCUACAGGGUAUCUCUCAAACAGUACAACAACAACAGCAGCAGCAGCAGCAACAACAACAACAACAACAACAGAAUCAACAACAAGAAUCAUUAUGCUCGGAAAUGGCCCGAGAACUUUGUCGUGCUUUGCGUUGUCACGCCUCCUCUCGACGGCGCCGUGCCUGCGAAAAAUGCUCAACCCAUGUAAUUGGCUAUCCACCGGAUAAUCCCACUGCCACCCCCAUCAACGGAAUGAGAUCCCAAAGAAGCAGUCUGGGUGUACCUACGGUCGAACUGCCAGCACACAUUCAUGCGCAUCAUCAUGCAUCGCCGCACGACUAUGAUGGAAAUUAAGGGCAAACGCUGCUCUCCAAGCGACGAUCGACAAAGUAUAAUCCAGGAACGUUACGAGAACGAAAAAUAUCGACGAUCGACGAUUCUAUUACAAACGUUCUCGUUUUGUCGUCCACGUUCUCCAUCGUGUUCGAGUUAUCGAUUUACGACCUAUCUUUUUGAAAAUCCCCACACCGCUGCACAAUUCUUCUCGAUAAUCUUUGCAUUCGGUAAUCUCGAUCGAUUUACGUAGAUCUCCUAUUUUGUAAAAAAAAA
This is a messenger RNA of Vespa mandarinia (Asian giant hornet), 3737 nucleotides long. RefSeq names its product glutamate receptor ionotropic, kainate 2. Gene Ontology annotation, cellular component: membrane. Gene Ontology annotation, biological process: monoatomic ion transport. The record is from RefSeq and is a predicted model, not a curated record. Gene Ontology annotation, molecular function: signaling receptor activity; ligand-gated monoatomic ion channel activity. NCBI's taxonomy places the organism in Eukaryota, Metazoa, Arthropoda, Insecta, Hymenoptera, Vespidae.